Molecule: messenger RNA, 3945 nt
Organism: Candidula unifasciata
Lineage: Eukaryota; Metazoa; Mollusca; Gastropoda; Stylommatophora; Geomitridae
Source: the annotation of a GenBank genome assembly
AUGGUGCUGGAGAGCUCGCCGUUCAUGCAGACGUCAUCAUUGCCUGGCCAGGUUUCUGCCGAUCUGGCGGUUACUUUGGAAGAAACUUUUGGGGUUGAGGAGUUAGCCAACCCCAAACGUGACAUUCUCUUAGGCGCACUUCAUGAACGCAUAGACAAGAACAAGAACAGUAAUGUGGGUUUAGACAGAGCUGUAGGAUUGGAACUUGGUGACAAGAAUUGUGAGGUUGGUUUUUAUUGGACAGUUAGCGUGGACAGUAAUAACAAGAACAAUUUUGUUGGGUCAAAUGGAAUUGUUAGUUUCGACAGUGGUAACCAGAACAGUGGCGCUGAUUUUGAUAAUUUUGACAGUAAUAAGAAGAUACUUCAAAGCCACGCAGACAAGAACAGUAAGUCUUGCUUAGAUAGAUUUCCUAGUUUGGGCAGAACUGACAAGAGCAGAACCGUAGAUAGAUUUGCAAACAUCGACAGUAUAAAGACGUGCAGAACCGCUGAUAUAGAUGAAGUUGCCAGUUUGGGCAGUAAUUUUCCAAUUGCCAGUUCUGUAUUGCAUGGGAGCCCACAGCAGGAUACAGAUAUAGGAAAAGACAAUGAUGUGUGUGGUCUAACGCAAAUAUUGCCUGGAAGCAUUCACACGAACCAGCUUCAAACGAUGUCAACAGAAACUUUAAAUGAUUCCCACUCAGGCCUCACUCAUCACGAUUUUAGUAGUCUAGAUGACAUUGAGGCUGACUGCACCGCAGAUCCUGCAUCAGAUUUAAAUACUACAACUCUGUUUGAUUUCUUCGACGGUGCUAUCUCCCCUGAUGCCGCCGUUCUGUCUUCAUCGUUCAGUUCUUCAGAUGAAGAGGAGGGGGUAGAAAGUUUGGAUGUAGACAGACUGUUAAAGGACCCAAGAUGUGUGAAAAGGUUUGAACAAGCGCUGAAACUUGGCUACUCAGAAACUAGCAUAGUCAAAGUCUUGCAGAAACUGAGCCCUGAAUGCGGACUUAAUGAUCUUCUUUCAGGGCUCAUUUCUCUUGACGAUUCGAGCCCUGAUGAUGUGUUUAGUCACAAACCACAAACGAAUGCAGGUCUCGGGGACUGGGAUGUGGCAAAUUAUACCAGUUGGGGUAUGACUCUAUCUAAUUCUGCUGGCGUUUCGGAGAAAAGCAUCAUCAGUCCAGGCAGGAAACACGACAUAUUAAAUGUGGACUGGAGAAAUAAUCUGCACUAUAUUAUUAUCGACGGCAGCAACGUCGCUAUGAGCCAUGGGAAAAACGUCUUCUCGUGCAGGGGGAUACAAAUAGCUGUUGAGUGGUUCCAGGCCAGGGGACAUGAGAACAUCACCGUCUUCAUCCCUCAGUGGAGAAAGGAAGCGUCACGGCCAGAUGCUCUCAUUACAGACCAGGACAUUUUGUACGAACUAGAAAAGCAAGGUAUAGUUGUGUUCACUCCUGCACGCAGGGUGAAAGGUCGCCGAGUGGUUUGCUAUGAUGACCGGUUCAUCCUGAAGCUGGCUGUGGAGACUGAUGGCAUUGUGGUAUCUAACGAUGUGUACCGGGACCUGGUCCGUGAGAGGGAGGAGUUCAGACACGUUGUUGAUCAGAGGCUGUUGAUGUACUCAUUUGUGAAUGACAGGUUCAUGCCACCAGAGGAUCCCCUGGGUCGAAUGGGUCCAACGCUGGAUGACUUUUUAUGCAAGACACCGUUACAACGUCACCCAAAGCCACAAACUUGUCCCUAUGGCAAGAAGUGCACUUAUGGUAACAAAUGCCGCUUCUAUCAUCCAGAACGAGGUUUCGUUCCUCAGAAAUCAAUAACAGAAACUCUGAAAGAACAUGCCCAGCUAAAGCUUCAAGAGAGAGCUUCAAAGAUGCUGAAAGUGGCUGAGAAAGAGAGACGAUAUAAGCAGAAGCUUUCCAGAGCCAAGUCUAUGAUACCUAGUGAAAGCGUACCUGCCCUAUCGUCACCAGCUGAUACAGGUGAGGCAAGGAGAAAACAAGGCAAGCCAAAGCUUGGUCACUCAAAGUCUUUAAUUUUGCCAGAAAAAUCUUCAGAUUAUCUCAAUGAGCCUAGAAAGAAGUUGGAGGAGGCUGAACUUGCAGUAGCUUUAGGCCAGAUGAUCAUUGGUGAUUUAUCUUUUGUAGAGAAAUCAUCAUUGAAUGUCUUUGAUUCUGAUAAUUCUGUCAAACUCUUGGAGUCAAAUCCUUCAAGCGCCGGAGCUUCAACUCGCCAAGAUGAAGCCUCCAUAGAGAACACAUUAGCUUCAGAUGGCCAGUUAACGCCAUCAUCGGUAUUGAAUGUUUCGAAUACAAAGUCUGAGGUUUAUCCAACCCUUCAGAAUAUUGAACCACUAGAAAGUCAAGAAAGAUACGUUAGUGGGCAUUUGCUCUUAGCAAAGAAACUAUCGUAUGAAAACAAAGAAAGCAACUUUUUCUCCGACCAUCUAUUAAACUCUUCCUCUGCGCAGAUAUCAGAUCAGGCUAUUUUUCUGGGCAAAACAAACGAGCAUGUCCAGGGGGAAUUGAGAUCUAGGCAAGAUAUCAAAUUUAGCACCUCUUUAGGUUCUUCGCAAGUAUAUCCUGUUAAUAAACCACAAAGCCAACAAGUAUACAUGCCAGUGAUGGGUCAUUAUCCCGGUUUGGCUCGGAGUAUGAGCACAAAUGCACAUACACAUUCAGCACCCCUAUUCCUCCAACAGAUUGACAGUAGGCUCAGAUCACCUCCCUACAGACACGAAAUCCUCGAUGGGAGGAUGUUUAGCGAUUGCUUGGAUCGACGUUCACCUGACAGUGGCAUCUAUACCUCAGCUGAGGGGGUGCGAACGACAUUUCCAAGCCACACUGAAGGACAUUUUCAGGUCUAUAACAGUUAUCCACCAUUGAACAAUGUACAACCAGCGAUAGCUCAAAAGCUUAUGGGUCUACAUCGGGCUUACAGCUCCACCGACAAUGUGCGAACUGCAGAAGAGUUUCAACGCAAGCUUGCCAUGAGAAGGUCUAGUUCUUCCACAUCUCAGUUUGGUAGUGACCACAUGGCGCCAAACCACCACCCACACCACGGGAUGCUGGCUCAGCUGGCACCUACACCAUGUCAGUUAGGUCAGUCGCCGGGUUUGAGAAGACAGAACAGUAUCUCAGAUCCAGAAAUUCACAGUUCUUCAGGCGGUGGGAAAUUUCCAAAUGGGUUAUCCUCAGUAUACCAAGACACCCAUGCCAAUAACCCUAACAACUAUUAUUCUUCACGAAACCAACAGUUCCCGAAACAGUUCCAGUAUUUCCAUCAGCAAAACUUCCAACAGAGCUAUCAACACGAGCAACACAACAGUCACGAUAUAUUCACUACACAGCAGCAGCACCAACAACAAAUGGAAUCAUCUCAGCCGCCUCCGUUUAUACUGAAGUCUAGAUUGGCGAACUGGGAACAGUCCCUUUCAUCAGCUAACCUAGAUCUAUUUUCGCCAGUGGAAACAGCAACACAGCAUGGCCAGUACAACCCAAACCCCAAUACAAUACAAUCUCCAAACAACUCCCAAAUCCCAUACUUUCCACAGUGUACAGUAACACCAUUAAUACAGGAGACAUCCGGAUCGCAUAUUUACAAUUCUUCAUACAGUCAAAGCAGCGUACCUUAUCCCCAACCAUCCACCGUGUAUAGACCAACUAACAGCUCCUUGUCUGUGGUACCAUCUACGGUACCAUCUUUACAUUCAUAUCCCAUGCUCAUUCAGCAGAACAGCACACCCCAAAACAGCAGCCAAUCAUUACAGCCUGUGGUGAACUGCCAGAUUGUCGAGGAAGAUUCGGAAAUUUUGCCAAACGACCCUCGCUACACAAUUUAUUAUCACCUAAGUAGUGUUUUCGGAGAGCAGAUUGUUAGGAAAGUUUUAAACCUCCACCCUGAUGUUAAAGAUCCAACGCAGAUUUGCCAGCUGCUUAUGAAAUUUAAGGAGAACGGAUGUUAA